Apus apus (common swift) is the source of this 1200-nucleotide messenger RNA. It is a transcript of the gene GCNA, whose product is annotated as germ cell nuclear acidic peptidase. Gene Ontology annotation, cellular component: nucleus. Lineage: Eukaryota; Metazoa; Chordata; Aves; Apodiformes; Apodidae. The record is from RefSeq and is a predicted model, not a curated record. The coding region runs from base 1 to 801 and encodes 266 amino acids. The transcript is spliced from 5 exons.
AUGAAUUCCUGGGGAUUCCCAGAACAUCUUUGCUACAUUUCUGAAAAUAGACCUUUAUUGCUCAGGGUGUGCUCAGUGCCUGGCUGUUUCCUGCAAGAUCUCUCAAAUCCAGCUUCCCACUACGUGAAGUAUUUCAAGAAGAACAAAGAGGAGCUGGCACAGAAGCUCUACUGUCUGUACAACAGCACCAUCUUUGAGCAGAAGUUACCAGAGAAGAUGGCAAUAAUCUGGAAUAAGAAAAUGAGAAAAACAGCAGGAUAUUGUGUGACUGGGCAGACAGCAGGUCCUGAAGCAAAGCGUUAUGCUCGCAUAGAACUUUCUGAGAAGGUCUGUGACUCUGCAGAUCGUCUUCGAGACACGCUGAUCCACGAGGCUUGCCAUGCAGCCACCUGGCUGAUCCACGGUGUUCGUGAUGGACACGGACAGUUCUGGAGGUUCUAUGCCAAUAAAUCAGCUGUGAUUCACCCAGAGCUGCCAGUGGUAACACGGUGCCACAGCUAUGAGAUUAAUUACAAAUUCACCUACACAUGUGUUCUCUGCAAAGCCAGGAUUGGGCGCCAUUCCAAGUCUCUGGACACGGAACGCUUCGUGUGUGCAUUCUGUGGGGGGCAGCUGGUCCUGAGCCAACCUGCUAGGAAGGAUGGCACUCCUGCUAGGACACACCUCACCCCCUUUGCAAAGUAUGUGAAAGAGAACUAUGGCCUUGCUAAAAGGGAGCAGCAGGGGCUGGGCCACGCAGACGUGAUGCGGAAGCUCAGCGCUGAUUUUGCUUUAAAAACGAGGCUUCAAGACUCCCUCUAACAGCUCAGUACAUCUCCUUGAUGCCACUUACCUUUUGUGUGUAGCAGUAAAUGAGCCUAAUCCGAGUGUGUUUCAGAGAAUUCCAGAUAAUGUUAAUAUUUUAGCAUUAAAGGCUUCUAAUAAAGAAGACCUUAAGGCCCUUUCUAAAAAGGGCAAGUGUGAGUACUUGAAUUUUUGACUGCAGCUCUGCCUCUAUCUCUGAGAUUGCAGAGAAGCUAAAACACAGGCUGAAGAUCAGGCUGGGGAAAGCAAACACUUUCCACCAUGGAACAAGAAUGUGACUGAAGUCUUUCAUGUAGAACAUGACUGAGUAUGUGUGACAGUGUUUCUGUCUGCUGGGAACAAAUUGCUUAGAGGAUUAGUAAUUUUGAAUAAUCAAUAAAUGUUGAUUUCAUACCA